UACUGAGGUCAGUAGGCUGCCAGAAACAACUGAUUCUCAUGAACUUGAAGAGUGAUGGAGAAAAUCCUCUGAACAAUGAUGAAUUCAGAAGGACUAUUGAUCUCAAUGUGCGCGCCAGUGCCACGGGCGGAGAGGUUGUGAAUACACUUUCCAGCCCGGGAGCCAAAUUGAAGCCUCAAACUCCUUGCAAUGCAUGGAUGUUUGAGUCGAGAUUCCUUCCCAGCCAGACGCUCUCCAGAAGGGAGAGGGCCGAGGCAACAGGAGCAACCUCAGUGACAACAGUGACUUCAAUCACUUCAGCGACUGCAGCAGUGAUGACGAUGACGACGAUGAGGAGUAUCAGGAAAGUGAUGAUGAUGACCAUGUCGCCAGGCGGCCAUGCAAGCGGCGGAAACUCUAGACGCGGCGGUCCUCCAGCAAAUGCACACAGUCUGUCAAGCCUCAGUUGUGAAGAGCAGCCAUCUGUCAUGACUGAUACACAUGUGCCAUUUACCUCAGAGGAUGACAUGCUGCUGAAGAAACUCAAGAAGGACAGCAAGUCAUGGGAUGAGAUCAUCAAGUGCUUCCCGGGCAGAUUCAAGGCAACUCUGCAGGUGCAGUAGUCCACCAAGCUGAAGCAUCACACCCCACUGCCAACUCGCAAGUCAAAGUUGAAGUUGAGGGUGAGAAAACAUGAAUGCUGUUGAGCAAGAAUAUCCCAACAGCUGCUACAAAGAGGCUGCCACAGCUAUACACAUACCCUCCACUUACGGAAAUCUCCCUUUACCGCGGGAUGGAGUGGCCACUUCCGAUGCAUCCCACGCCGGUCUCUCUUCACGGAUUAGGAGUGGCUGGCUGAAAAGGUAGUGAAUCCUGGGAUCCGCGCGCGAGGGGACAGGUCAAUGGGAGAUCGCAAAGGGGGCGGUGGACACGGGAUUGAAAAGUCGAUUGGUCAGGAUCUUCAUCUGUUAUAAUGUGUCAAUAUCAAUUUCAGCCCUGAUUUGUUUCAUACUAUGCCUGUCUUGAUUGUUUUCUUGAUUGCUUCUAUUCCCUUCAUUUGAUCUUCUUUUGCUUCUCAGAUUUCAUUCCAGCUCAGGAGCUCUAUUGAUAUUGCCUAUCACAUUCCCGCUCAAGGUCUACCUGGCCUAUGUCAUGAUAUAGUAUUUUCUUUGUGUGUGUUCCUUUGUUUGUUUGUUUGCUCUUCCCCCUUUUUUCUUUGUUUCUCACUUUGGUUUUUCUUUCAAUCAUUUCAGUUUUGUCUAUUUUGUCUAGCCCCGGAGAAAAGUAUAAAAAGCCUCCCUGAUUCUGGAUAUCCAUAUAUAUAUUCUUAAACUGUAAUAGAUCAUUGACUGGAAUUUCCAUUUGCAUCUCAACAGAAUCCCCGUCGCUCUUCUCACGUG
This is a messenger RNA of Blastomyces dermatitidis ER-3, 1379 nucleotides long. RefSeq lists its product as uncharacterized. Lineage: Eukaryota; Fungi; Ascomycota; Eurotiomycetes; Onygenales; Ajellomycetaceae. The transcript is spliced from 4 exons. The record is from RefSeq and is a predicted model, not a curated record. Bases 39 to 602 code for a protein of 187 amino acids.